Messenger RNA from Fibroporia radiculosa, 2430 nucleotides. RefSeq lists its product as uncharacterized. The transcript has 8 exons. Gene Ontology annotation, cellular component: cytoplasm. The record is from RefSeq and is a predicted model, not a curated record. NCBI's taxonomy places the organism in Eukaryota, Fungi, Basidiomycota, Agaricomycetes, Polyporales, Fibroporiaceae. Gene Ontology annotation, molecular function: mRNA binding; N6-methyladenosine-containing RNA reader activity. The coding region runs from base 1 to 2430 and encodes 809 amino acids. Gene Ontology annotation, biological process: mRNA destabilization.
AUGUCGACUCACCCUGGAAACCCAAUCUCACCUCCUCCAGCUCCAGCGUCGGCUGCUAGCUCUGGUGGCGGAGUUCGUCGCCACCAUACAAUCUCUGCCUCAUCUCGCUCUGCUCGGCCGACUUCGAAAAUCGGUAUAUCUGAAUUGGAAGACCCGCAAACGGAACAGAUAUGGGCCGAAGAUGAACGCGUCGACGAGGAUUGGGUCGGAGGCAUCGGUGCUGUUGGCGAAAAAUCGUCCCUACAUAGACAGGCCUCCCUCCCGACGCGAUACCAUCGGGUCGGUGGCCAGCGACGACAGCCAGGUUCCCAUACACCACGAACUCUGAACAGUUUGUCAGCGAUUGCCGGACAUGAUGGUGAAGAAGAAGAAUGGGAAAGAGAGAUGCGAGAUCUCCGAGACGAAGAGGAGCGCGGUGUGACUGUUUCAGACCAUGGACAUGUCGUAGAUUCCUCCUCCUCCGCGGCUUCUCCUCUUUCUCCGCAUUUUGGAGGGCUCUCUGGUGGACCAUCACCGCCUCCCGGGGGAUCUUCAGGUGUGCGCAGACAUCAAAGUCUUAACUAUCCAACAGCUGCGGCCGGUGUGCGCCAAAUGAACUCCGGCCUUAAACGUGCUGGUACGAUCCAAGCAGGUCCCGCCAAAGGCCAGGCUGCCAGAGGCAACCCGUACUCGGGUGCUCAAAGUCCCAGUCCUACUAACGCAGAAGAAGAAUACGAUAACGACAGUACUCAUGCAGAGGAAGAUUCAUAUUUUUCUGGCGCUGGCCAGAGUCAGGGUCAAUAUCCCACUAGUCCAAUGGGCAGAUCAUCUCCCUGGGGAGCUUCGGGCACUGACUGGCGCAACCAGAUUAGUGGAAAUGGGGGCUCGCAGUUUGGAGGUAAUGGUAACAGUGUCGGCAUCGAUGAUGUGUCGCGUGCCCUAUCUGCCCUCGAGAUUAACCAGCAAUAUGGUGCUGGAAAUUAUCAACAAGGGCAAUCCGCCCAUCCUCCUCGCUUCAAUCCCAAUCAUCCCCCUCCUAUGCAAGCACCCGGCUUGCGUAGCGGAUCUGGUGGGAGCGGGGGUUCUUCUCGGAAGCUUCAACUCGUGACCGACUUGGAUGCGCGUAACAACGGACAGAGCUCGGUGCAAAGCGCAUCCGCGUACGUGCCUCCCAUUGGUCAUCCCAUGUCACCAGUUUCCCAGACUACCCAAUCGCGCGGCGUGGAUCGUGAAGAACAGCAGCAACAACCCGGCCGCGAGCGUGCAUUCACCGCUUCCGGUACAUCAACAUGGGACCAGAAGGAGCGCAUCCUUGGCGGAAGAACGUCCAACCCGAGUCUCCAUCAUCUCUACCAGAGCAAGAACGGAAAUGGCCCAGAUAUUCCUAGUGUUCCUCCGAUUCCUGCUCAGUAUCUCAAUCAAAGCCAAGCUCAAGCACCGAGGAUGGGCGUUGCUUCCGGCAAUAUGGGCUCUCAAUCACACAAUAGGGCGCAGUCUCAAGGUGGAUCCUUGGAUGGCGUCGUUAAUUCUCCUAUUGAUGUCCCCACACUCAUCGCGACUAAGGGCUACAACCCUGUAGACUUCGACACCAGACCACUCUUUGCGCGGUAUUUUGUCAUCAAGUCUUACACUGAAGAUGAUGUCCAUAAGUCAUUGAAGUACGAGAUCUGGAGCUCUACCGAUCCCGGAAACAAACGCCUUGAUAAAGCUUUCAAGGAGACCGCUGGCCGCGGGCCAAUUUACCUAUUUUUCAGUGUCAAUGCUAGUGGUCAUUUCUGCGGGAUGGCUGAAAUGUUAACACCGGUCGACUACACGCGCAGCAGUACAGUGUGGGCAUCGGACAAGUGGAAAGGGGUAUUCAAGGUUCGAUGGAUCUUUGUUCGCGACAUCCCCAACGCCAACUUGAGGCACAUCAGGCUGAACAAUACGCAAGAACGCAAACCAGUCACCAACUCUCGUGACACUCAGGAAUUGCUUCCGGAUGCUGGACAGGAGAUGCUGCGUAUCUUCCAUACUCAUCCCGCGCGAACCUCGCUCUUGCAAGAUUUCGCUUUCUACGAGCUACAAGCUAUGCAAAAAGUACAAGCUGUCCAAGCGCAGGUACAAGUACAAGGUCUCCAGCAAGGCCCCUCUUCACCUACUCAAUCACCCAUGAUGUCGCCUGGCCAAUCACAAAUCUCCCUUGCUGGGUCGUCCGGACAGCAUCCAUUCGCGAUGUCCAAUCCUACCGCGCUUGCAUACGCUGCUCAACACAUGGGCAUGCAGCAGAUGAACAUGAACAUGAUGGGAAUGAAUCCGUUGAUGCAAAUGCAAAUGAACAUGGGAGGCAUGGGUACCCCGUACGCGAACCCGCACGCUAUGCAGAGCGUGAUGCGCCAUCCGAGCCCAGGACCCAUGUCUAUCGCUGGAACGCAAAACUUCAUGAGCUUAGGCGGCAUGCCUGGGUUCUAA